ACUGACGAGUUAUACACCACCUUCUACUUCCUGAGCUCAGAGCACCGCCGACUCUCAUCACCAUGAGGACUGCAGUUCUUCUGUCGCUGCCGAUUUUGGCGGUAUCCGCCUUUGUGGUGCCCGCUGAGGACCUGAGAGAGAGAAGUUCUAUCUUCGUCGCUGCUCCUGCAGUGGGCGCGUGCAACCCUGGCCAGUGCAGUUCCUUGUGCUUCAGGGAGGGUUACGACACUGGCAGCUGCCUCGGUGACUUCUGCCAUUGUACUAACCGCGCACGCCUCGACUCGGCUCCUGAAGUGGGUUCAUGCAACCUCGACGAGUGCACUUCCUCGUGCAUCAGGAAGGGUUACGAAGGAGGCAGCUGCCUUGGUGGUGUCUGCGGUUGCACUCAGCGCACACGUGCCGACUCAGCUCCUGAAGUGGGUUCAUGCAACCUCGACGAGUGCACUUCCUCGUGCAUCAGGAAGGGUUACGAAGGAGGCAGCUGCCUUGGUGGUGUCUGCGGUUGCACUCAGCGCACACGUGCCGACUCAGCUCCUGUAGUGGGUUCAUGCAACCUCGACCAGUGCACUUCCUCGUGCAUCAGGAGGGGUUACGAAGGAGGCAGCUGCCUUGGUGGUAUCUGUGGAUGCACCCAGCGCACACGUACCGACUCAGCUCCUGAAGUGGGUUCAUGCAACCUUGACGAGUGCACUUCCUCGUGCAUCAGGAGGGGUUACGAAGGAGGCAGUUGCCUUGGUGGUGUCUGCGGUUGCACUCAGCGCACCUAGAGUACCAGUACCAAAGUUAAGACUUGGUGUAGACUGUUUGUAAUUUUAGUUAAGCUUGAAAUAUAUCUUACAGUUACAAUUGGAAA
Molecule: messenger RNA, 853 nt
Organism: Thrips palmi
Lineage: Eukaryota; Metazoa; Arthropoda; Insecta; Thysanoptera; Thripidae
Product: keratin-associated protein 5-3-like
Exons: 2
Coding region: 63-767 (234 amino acids)
Source: RefSeq, a predicted model, not a curated record